Molecule: messenger RNA, 1621 nt
Organism: Mycena citricolor
Lineage: Eukaryota; Fungi; Basidiomycota; Agaricomycetes; Agaricales; Mycenaceae
Source: the annotation of a GenBank genome assembly
GACCUUCUUGUUCUCAACAAAGAUUCUCUGCGUCCGCACUACCGGCUCGGCGACGGCGACUUCAGUUGCAGAGAUGAUCGCUGCCUGGGACACAACGGGUUCGAUCUCGGGAGCAGCUGCUUCAAUAGUCAGAAGGACGACUGGUUUCGGGAUCUCGUCUUACCGGAAGUGUCGCUUGCGCUGAAGAACGUAGAUCGGCUGGUGGAGGCACAAUAUGUGCGAGGUGGGAUCGAGGGACUGGUCGUGGCGAUAGUCACCAGCCGGGACGGAGCGAUCUAUGAACGCGUGAUCUGCCCUCUCAAAGCAAACGAGACGGAUAUGGAAAAACCGGGACACGUUGACAGACAUAGCAUCUUCCGUUUGGCGUCUGGCUCCAAGCUUUUCGCAGCGUUGGAGACGUGGGUCUUACGAGAAAGGGGUGCUCUCAACCUGGACGACCCGGUACACAAGUUCUUUCCUGACUUGAACUAUCUCCCAGAUGGGUGGGGCGGGACCAAGGACGGUCGGAUGGCUUCAGGCCCGGUAACUGUCCGGCAGCUCGCAAGCCACAUGUCUGAUCUCACGCGCAUGGGUCCACCGCCCAACAACGGCCGCGGGUUUCCAACCACGGAGGAGAUGAUCGACGGGCUCAAGAUGCUGCCGCUCAAUGUCCCGACCUACCACUGUCCAGUGUACUCGAACGUCGCAAUCGGGCUGUUGGGGCAAGUCAACGUCGCAGCCAAUGGAGCCUUUGUAGCCGACCCCACGACACUCCGAAGUCUUGGCCGGAACUUGCCCAACGAGAUCUGUUCAACCCGCUCCGGAGAACAGAGCCCACGUAGCUGUCGCUUCUCAGUUCAGGGAAGAAGUGGUGUAUUACGACUUUUUGGCUAUCAUGGCUUGUUCUGGCGGACAGAUGAGCUCGCGGUCGGACUACGUCAAGCUCAUGCAAACCUUUCUUGGCCCAACUCGUCCCGAGAGCCUCCUCCCUCCGUGGGUCAUACGAGAGUGGAUGCGACCCCCGUAUGGCUGAUGGGCGGACGAAUCAUUGGAGAUUGGAAUGCUGUGGGAGAUCGAGAAGAUCUGGGAUUCGUACAACCGCCCACGGUGCAUUUUUCAAAAACUGCGUUUGCGAUCAACCAGGACAUGGCCUACGGGAUCGCAGUCCUCAUGACUGGAACGACACCUAUCAACGAUCUCGUCCUGGACAUCUUUCGGGCAAUGCAGCCGAUUCUGGAUCGGUCACUUGCGGCGGAUGCCGCUGAGCUGUAUUCUGGCGCAUGCACUCCGAUCGACGGUAGCGACGAGUCGAAACUGCUGAUCACAGUCAUGGCUGGAUCGCUCUGGAUGACCGAGCUGCGGCUCAAAGGUACUGGCGUUCUCGGCGUGGCUUUCCCAACUCCAGAGCCAAUCGCCCUCUCGUCCACGGGUCGUUUACACGAGUUUCGCAUGGUGUUUGCCUCGCCGUCGAAGAACUGCAUAUCUUCUUGGACUGCGAUUGACGAUGGGUUCUCGCAGGGCCACCCGAACGACCUUGUUUAUCUCACGGACGAUGGCCUGCUCCACAUCCCGUCGUUUGGCAGUCUUUGAGCGCCAGUAAGGAUUACAGAAUCUAUAUACUACGUCGAAAAGAACGCCAUCU